This is a messenger RNA of Paraglomus occultum, 1149 nucleotides long. The record is from the annotation of a GenBank genome assembly. NCBI's taxonomy places the organism in Eukaryota, Fungi, Glomeromycota, Glomeromycetes, Paraglomerales, Paraglomeraceae.
AUGACUCCACCUGUUGCCACGACCACCGAAGUCUAUGCCAAGGACUUGGCCUUCUCAAAGGCAUUGCAUGGCGAACGAGUAAUCGAUUCUGAGAUAGGCUUAAUCAGGAAAAUUGCUUCAAAGGACCAUGAAGCACAUGAAGCGGUCGUCAAGUCAUAUACGAGUUAUUGGAAAACCGACGACCCACAGACUGAAACUGAGGAUGAGAGAAAUGCUAGGUCUUCAGAAGCUGCUACCUUAACCAAUACUUAUUAUAAUAUUGCUACUGACUUCUACGAGUAUGGCUGGGGAAAUUGCUUCCAUUUCUGUCGUUUCUACCCUGGUGAAACUUUCUAUCAAUCUAUUGCUCGUCAUGAACAUUAUCUUGCGAUGUAUUUGAAUGUUAGGCCAGGCAUGAAAGUGUUGGACAUUGGUUGUGGAGUCGGUGGACCGACUCGCGAGAUUAGUCGCUUCACUGGAGCUCACGUCACCGGUUUGAAUAACAAUGACUAUCAAAUUGCUCGGGCCAGGUAUUACGCGGCAAAUGCCGGUUUGGCGGGUAAAACAGAGUUUGUCAAGGGCAGUUUCCUGGAAAUUCCCUUUGAAGAGAACUCUUUCGACCGUGUCUACGCGAUUGAAGCCACCUGCCAUUCUCCAAAGUUGGAAAGUGUUUAUAAAGAGGCUUUUCGUGUUUUGAAGCCUGGAGGUCUUUUCGCGUUUUAUGAGUGGUGUACGACAGACAGAUAUGAUCCUACAAACCCCGAGCAUGCGAAAAUCAUUCGCGGCAUUGAGAUUGGAGACGGUAUAUCGCAAUUAUACUCAACACGUGAAGCCGUUCAAGCGCUCAAGAAUGCCGGUUUCGAACUUGAAUACGAAGAUGAUCUCGCCGAAAUUGACGAUGUUGUGCCUUGGUAUUAUCCUCUGACUGGGGACUUUAGAAGAUCGCAAUCUAUUUGGGAUUUCUUCACAUUCUUCCGUUUGACUGUAGUUGGCAAGAUGCUAACCAGAGCUUUGGUCGGUGGUCUUGAGAAAGUUGGUGCUGCACCAGCUGGUUCUGUAGAAGUUCAAAAAUUACUUGAACUUGCAGGAGAUAGUCUUGCUAAAGGUGGCGAGACAAAGAUCUUUACGCCAAUGUACUUGUUAGUGGGACGCAAACCUUUGAAGUCUUAG